GGCCGGUAGUGACGUCACGAGACCUGCCAUUAGCGGGAAAACUUGUUUUACGGAUCCCGCGCAAAGGGCGCGCGCUGAACUCUUUUAAGUGUUCUAUUUCCAGGCUUAGCGCUGCCAUGAGUCUCUGGGUGGAUAAAUACCGGCCCUGCUCUUUAGGACGACUGGACUAUCACAAGGAGCAGGCAGCGCAGCUCCGCAACCUGGUGCAGUGUGGUGACUUUCCUCACCUCUUAGUAUAUGGACCAUCAGGAGCUGGAAAAAAGACAAGAAUUAUGUGUAUUUUACGUGAACUUUAUGGUGUUGGAGUUGAAAAAUUGAGAAUUGAACAUCAAACCAUCACAACUCCAUCUAAAAAAAAAAUUGAAAUCAGCACUAUUGCAAGUAAUUACCACCUUGAAGUUAAUCCCAGUGAUGCUGGAAAUAGUGAUCGAGUCGUGAUUCAGGAGAUGUUGAAAACUGUGGCACAGUCACAGCAACUUGAGACAAACUCUCAAAGAGAUUUUAAAGUGGUAUUAUUGACUGAAGUUGACAAACUCACUAAAGAUGCUCAACAUGCUUUGCGUAGAACCAUGGAAAAGUAUAUGUCCACUUGCAGGCUGAUCUUGUGCUGCAAUUCUACAUCGAAAGUGAUAUCCCCUAUUCGUAGUAGGUGCCUGGCCAUUCGUGUACCUGCUCCCAGCAUUGAAGAUAUUUGUCAUGUGUUAUCUACUGUAUGCAAAAAGGAAGGUCUGAGUCUUCCUUCACAGCUGGCUCAGAGAAUUGCAGAAAAGUCCUGCAGAAAUCUCAGAAAAGCUCUACUGAUGUGUGAAGCCUGCAGAGUACAACAGUAUCCUUUUACUGCAGAUCAAGAAAUCCCUGAGACAGAUUGGGAGGUUUAUCUGAGGGAGACGGCAAAUGCUAUUGUCAGUCAGCAGACGCCACAGAGACUCCUUGAAGUUCGUGGAAGACUGUAUGAGCUUCUAACUCAUUGUAUUCCUCCUGAGAUAAUAAUGAAGGGCCUGCUCUCAGAACUUUUACAUAAUUGUGAUGGACAACUGAAAGGGGAAGUUACCCAGAUGGCAGCUUAUUACGAACAUCGUCUACAGCUGGGUACCAAAGCCAUUUAUCACUUGGAAGCGUUUGUGGCCAAAUUCAUGGCACUUUAUAAGAAGUUCAUGGAGGAUGGAUUGGAAGGCAUGAUGUUCUGAUUUCAGUCAGCAAUUCUUCCAUUUGUUUUCAGAACUAUCAUCUACAUACAAUUUAUAUUGGGAGAGCCAUGGAUAUAAUAAAGUAACCACUUAGUCAUGUCUUAUUUGCAUUUUUUUAUAUAAUGUUUCUUCUGUGAACUACUAAUCAUUACUCUGUGUCUUAAAAAAUUGUUCCUGUAGUAUUUAAAUAUAUUGAAAGGACACAAUUAGAAACUGUACCUAGAAAAUGAUUUACUUUAUACAUUUGUUUCUCAAGUAUACAUUGUAUGAUAUGUCCACUUUCUUCUGUCUAAUCUCUUACCUGUUGAAGGAAAUUUACACCUAAGGAUUAUUUUGUAUCCCUCCAGAGUUACAUUUUUUGCAGAGAAUUUAGGGAUUCUAGCACAAUAUAGCAUGAGAAUAUUUCAGUGAUUUGAAUAAAUAUCAGUCACUAAGAAAUAAACAUUGUUUUAAAUGUGUGGACUCCUGAGGAAAAUAUUCUUAUAGUUUGACUGUUUCUUGGUUUUCAUUUUGUAGUUUAGCAUUGAUGAGAUAGAUGUACGUGUGAACUUAUGCUUGGUGUCAUACUGUUCCUUAUGUCAGGAUUUUUCAGUCUUUAUCCAGGCUUGUAACUUUAGGCUAGGGAAGAUAUAUACAGAUUUUCCUUUUUCAAUCAAGUCUGUAGGUUUCAUCCAAAAAGUUAUAGAUUUCCCUUUUUCUUGUACUAAGUCAGAUCUAUUACUGCGAUUGCAAGCAGCCUUGAAUGUGUAAACCUACGAUUUUUACUGACCAAGGACUAUGCCUUAGAUUUGGUUUUUCUGUGUAUUCCAUGGGUUCAUGUAUUGAAAUUUAAUCCCCAUUGUGAAGUAGUAAGGGUGGGAACCACAUGGCUGCCAUUGGCUGACAGGAAGCUGUUGGCUCAGCCCAUGACUGCUGCUGGCUCAUAGGAAGAGGCUAGCUGUUUCUUGGUGGUUUUCCCAGGCUGCAUAGCUGUUGCUGGUUCACAGGAAGGGUUGGCGUGGCCCAUAACUGCUCUGGUUCAUAGGAAGAAGUUAGCUUCUUGGUUCUCUUCCCAGGCUGCAUGACUGCCACUGCCUCACAGGAAGGGGUUGGCCUGGGCCCUCUUCGUGGUUCUUCCUGGGUUUUCUCACUUAAUUCUGACAGGCUUUGUACUAGACUUUAUUCUGUUUUACAGAUGAGAAACUGAAUCCAUAGGUGAGCACAGGCUUCACCCUAAUAAAUUCACAAUUACCAACCAAGAAAUAGGCCCUCAAAGUGCACAAACAAACGUGUUUCUCUAAUGUAGGCUCCACAAUACCUCUCUCAAAACUUAAUUUGGAAGAGAUCACCUUACCUCUCUAUCAGCCCGCUUGUAAAAAUAAAUCUGUAUGCAUUCCA
Messenger RNA from Cavia porcellus (domestic guinea pig), 2564 nucleotides. It is a transcript of the gene Rfc3, whose product is annotated as replication factor C subunit 3. NCBI's taxonomy places the organism in Eukaryota, Metazoa, Chordata, Mammalia, Rodentia, Caviidae. The coding region runs from base 117 to 1187 and encodes 356 amino acids. Gene Ontology annotation, molecular function: ATP hydrolysis activity; DNA binding; DNA clamp loader activity. Gene Ontology annotation, cellular component: DNA replication factor C complex; nucleus. The record is from RefSeq and is a predicted model, not a curated record. The transcript has 9 exons. Gene Ontology annotation, biological process: DNA repair; DNA-templated DNA replication.